Messenger RNA from Nothoprocta perdicaria, 3762 nucleotides. It is a transcript of the gene SIGLEC1, whose product is annotated as sialic acid binding Ig like lectin 1. The coding region runs from base 58 to 3762 and encodes 1234 amino acids. NCBI's taxonomy places the organism in Eukaryota, Metazoa, Chordata, Aves, Tinamiformes, Tinamidae. The transcript is spliced from 14 exons. The record is from RefSeq and is a predicted model, not a curated record.
GUCCUGGACGUGAACACGGCAGCACCUCGGGCCCUCGUGCAUCCCCGCCGGACUGUCAUGCUCCACAUCCCGCGUCUCGUCCUGCUGUCCAGCCUCAUCCCGCAUGUCCUGGGCUCGUGGGGUGUCACGUACCCCGCAUCCGUGCAGGGCCUGAUGGGCUCCUGCGUGGUCGUGCCCUGCACCUUCAGCUACCCCGACAGCGUCUCGGCCAGCGCCGGCAUCGUGGCCAUCUGGUACCGGGACUACAACGGUGACAAGACAGUGGUCUAUCACUCGGCGUCCCCGGGGGAGGUGGACGGCCGGUUCGGGGACCGCUCCCGGCUCCUGGGGGACCUGGCCGCGCACAACUGCACGCUGCUGCUCACGGACGUGACACCCCAGGACAGCGGCAGCUACCGGUUCCGCUUCGAGAUCAUCGGCGGGGACCGCUGGUCGGCGGCGCAGGACGUGCUGCUGAGCGUGGCGGAGCGCCCCGAGCAGCCCAGCAUUGCGGCCAGCGAGGAGGUGUCCGAGGGCGCCGCCACCACCUUGGACUGCUCGGCUCCCUACGCGUGCCCCCUGGGCGGCGCCGGCCUGCGCUGGCGCGGCUACGACGCGCGGCUCGCCACCGUGGCCACGGGCAUGCGGCUGGACACGGGCGGCGUGCUGCUGCGCCAGAGCCUCACCACCGCCUUCUCCUGGGCGGACCACUCCAGGAAGCUGCUCUGCGAGCUCUCCCUGGGCUCCAGGACGGCCACGCGGGAGCUCGUGCUGCACGUGAGGCACGCACCGCGGGGCAUCACGGCUUCCGUGCAGCCCUCCGCGCGGAACAUCCGCGUGGGCGACGCCGUGUCCCUCGCCUGCGCCGUCAACAGCAGCUACCCGCCCGUCAGCGCCUACCGCUGGUACAAGGACGGCGCGGCCGUGGGCGCCGAGCGGCUGCUCACCCUGCAGCACGUCCGUCGCGAGGACUACGGGCGGUACCACUGCGAGGCCGAGAACGCCGUGGGCGCUGCAGCGGCGCCCGCCCUCACCCUCUUUGUCUUCUCUGCAGAGGUGUCGGUGAGCCCCGCGGCCGAGGUGCGGGAGGGCACCAUGGCCACGCUGUCCUGCGACGUGCCCGGCAGCGAGAGCCAAGAGCUCAACUACACGUGGUACAAGAACAGCGCGUGGCUCCAGGAGGGCCCCGCUCGCGCGCUCGUGUUCCACAGCGUGGCCGCCGGCGACGCGGGCUACUACCUGUGCAAGGUGCGCAAUGACCUGGGCAGCGUCACAUCGCCAGCCGUCAGCCUCAGCGUCACCUAUCCCCCCCGGACGCCCAGCAUCGCCCUGUUCCAGGAGGCUGCGGACGGCCAGCUGGCCAUCGUGCACUGCACCGUGGACAGCCACCCGGCGGCCACCUUGUCCCUGUUCCACGAGGGCGACCUGGUGGCCACGAGCAGCUCGCACGGGGCGCCGGGCGGGCGGCUCCGCGUGGCCGCGGCGCGCAAUGCCCUGCGGCUGGAGCUGCGCGCCGUGGCGCCCGCCGACAGCGGCGAGUACCGCUGCACGGCCCGCAACGCGCUCGGCAGCGCCGCCGCCGCCAAGGCCUUCGUGGCCCGCACCGCACGGGUGCUGAUGCAGCCCGCAGCCGAGGUGCGCGAGGGCGACGCCGUGACGCUGACGUGCGAGGCCGCCCGUCCCGCCGCCACCUACGCCUGGUACAAGAACGGGCGGCAGCUGCCGCGGGGCUCGGCCGCGACGCUGCUCUUCCCCUCCGUCGGCGCCGAGGACGCCGGCGCCUUCCACUGCCAAACCAGCAGCGGUGACACCGCGGCGCCCGUGUCCCUGCGCGUGCUCUUCCCUCCCCGGCCGCCCGUGCUGCGCUCCUUCGUGGAGAGCCAGGGCGGGCGCGUGGGCAUCAUCGAGUGCACGGUGCAGAGCGAGCCGGAGGCGCAGCUGACGCUGCUGCGUGGGCGCGAGGCCGUGGCGUGCACGGGGGGCUGCGGCGCCGCCCCCCGCCCGCGCCUCCGCGCCGCCCCCGCCUACAACAGCCUGAGGCUGGAGAUCCGCGACGUGGUGCUGCAGGACGAGGGCACCUACGUGUGCGUGGCCAGGAACGGCCAAGGCAACGCCAGCGCCUCCGUGGGCUUCACGGCGCACAGUGCCUGGGUGCAGGCGGAUCCCUCCUGGCGCGUGCUGGAAGGCCAGGCCGUCAACCUGAGCUGCCGCGUGAGCUCCGCCGCGCCGCCCAACGUCACCUGGUACCGGAACGGCCGCCAGCUGCCCCAGGCCGCGGCCGCAUCCCUGGCAUUCCCGCGCGUGGCCCGCGGCGAUGCCGGCCUCUACCACUGCAAAGCAUCCGCCGGCGGGAUCAGCCGCAGCGCCGAAGCGCUCAGCCUGGAUGUGAUGUACCCUCCGCGGGAGCCGCGGGCGACCGUCCUGCUGGAGACGCAGCGCGGGAGGCUGGCCGUGUUCCAGUGCGCCGUGGACAGCAACCCCGCUGCGCAGCUGGACCUCUACAAGGGCGACGAGCUGGUGGCCUCCAGCGCGCCAGGCAGCGGCCACAGCCCGCGGGUCGGCGUCACGGCGGCGCCAAACACCCUGCGAGCCGAGGUGCGGGACGUCACGCCGGCGGACGAGGGCAGCUACCGCUGCACGGCCAGCAACGCGCACGGCAGCGCCUCCCAGCACCUCUAUUUCCGCGUGCAGACGGCCAGAGUCCUUGUGGCGCCGUCCACGGAGGUGACAGAGGGCAGCGAUGUCUCCCUGACGUGCGACUUGCUCGGGGAGCCACCGCAGGACACCGUCUACUCAUGGUUCAAGAACAGCAAGCAAGUGCAGGAGGGCUCGGACAACCUCCUCGCCCUGCCCCGCAUCUCCAGCGAGGCCGCGGGCUCCUACCACUGCAAAGCGCACAGUGCCACCGGCGCCAGCACCAGCAUCUCCCCAUCCAUCAGCCUGCGCGUCUUCUACCCGCCCCGGCAGCCCGUGCUGACCUCCUUCCUGGAGACAGCGCAGGGGCAGCGGGGCGUCCUGCAGUGCUCCGUGGACAGCAGCCCCCCGGCCACGCUGGAGCUCCUCAAGGGCCACGUGCUGGUGGCUUCCAGCGCCCAGCGCCAGCCCGCGGGGGCCUCGCGCCUCGCCGUGGCCUCCUCGCUCAACAGCCUGCGCCUCACCAUCCACGCCGUGGUGAUGGAGGACGAAGGGGAGUACGUGUGCCGGGCCCGCAAUGCCCACGGCAACGCCAGCACCGUGGGCAGCUUCGUGGCGGGAACUGCCAGGCUCUGGAUGUCCCCGUCCCCGGAGGUCCGCGAGGGCGACGCCGUGAACAUGACGUGCGCGGUGGCCCGCGGCGGCGGCGCGGCGCCGCUCAACUACACCUGGCUCAAGGACGGCGCCUGGCUGAGCGCCGGCCCCGACCCGCGGCUCGUCCUGCCCCGCGUGCGCGCAGCCGACGCCGGCACCUACCGCUGCACCGUGGAGAGCCCCGAGGGCGCCCGCAGCUCGGCCCCCCGCACCCUCGACGUCCUCUCCGUGCGCGUGGUGGUGCGGCCGGCGGCCGAGGUGCCCGAGGGCACGGCGGUGACGCUGAGCUGCGAGGCGCCCGGCGCCGCCCCGGCCACCCUCUACACCUGGUACAAGAACACGCGGUGGGUGACGCAGGGCCCCGGCGCCGCGCUCGCCCUGCGCCGCGUCUCGCCCGCCGACGCCGGCGCCUACUCCUGCGAGGCCGGCACGGGCACCGGCGCCCGCCGCGCGCCGCCCACCGCCCUGCGCGUGCUCUGUAAGCUGGGACCAUGA